Trichogramma pretiosum is the source of this 2140-nucleotide messenger RNA. RefSeq lists its product as uncharacterized. The transcript has 2 exons. Bases 336 to 1148 code for a protein of 270 amino acids. The record is from RefSeq and is a predicted model, not a curated record. Lineage: Eukaryota; Metazoa; Arthropoda; Insecta; Hymenoptera; Trichogrammatidae.
GUGUCUGAAUUUGAGUCAGUUUAGCUGUCGUAUCUAUAAAUAGAGGGUAGCGCAAGUGUGUACGAUUUUUCAGUUAGUCCUUUUAUUUAUUCCAAAUCAAAUAGUGUUUGUGAGUAAUUCUUGAUCACCGUCGACCGCUUCUGCUCGGUCAAGAUCGCCGCCAAGUAUCGCAGCUGGCGAACCAAGAAUCGCGUCAUCAUCACCAUCACCUGGAUCAUACUGGUGCUGCUCUUCUUCAUCAGCAUCUUCGGAUGUGAGCACUUUGUCGGCUAUCGAGACCUGGCUCCCGGACAGUUCCUCAAGGGUAAAUUAAAUUUUUUUCUUCAGUUCUCACAAUGAAUGAACCUAGAAGAUCCCAGCGAAUUCGUUCGACCGUAAGCGGUAGAUCUCAGGGAAACCGAGAAAGUUUCUUGGCCGAGAUCAGGAAACCUAAAAUCGACUUUUACGAUUUUAGCAACCUUUUCGAUAACAAUCAAUCAAACAUUCUUUCGGAUAAAGAAGAUGAAUUAUGGGCUCUCAGAGAAGUUCUGAGCUCGGGAAGGCAAAAUUUGAUCGAAUGGCUCUUUGAAGUCAAGACUCUUGAAUUAAAUGGACCAAUAGACAGCUACGGAACUAUUAUUCACAUUGCGAAGGAAAUGGGACUUAGUUCAAUUGUUGACCUUUUUUUUAAAAAAUACACUGGAAGAAAUUAUGUCAAUAAUUUGGGACUAUCACUAUUUGAUAUUGCCUGCCAAUGUAAUACCGAAGCAAUGUUCAAGCUCAUAGACAACGAAAGAGAUCCUAAAGUCGAAGAUGACGCUAUUGAGGAGGAGUUGAAAAAAAAAUUCGAAAAAAUUUUCUUGAAUGAAGAACUCAAGUUAUGGGCUCUAAAAAAAUUGCUGAACGAAGCUCAUACAAAAACGUUUAACUCUAGUCUAAACAUUUACAGAGACAGCCUCAACCAAACUCUCAUUGACCUUGCGAAGGAGAUGAAAUUCAACAUUAGUCAAUCGGAACAAUCACUUUUUGAUAUUGCCUAUCAAACAGAUAAUAUCGAAGAAUUUAAUAAGUUUAUAGACAAAAAACGAAAUCUUAAAAUCAAAGACGACGAUAUUAAGAAGGAGUUUAAAAAAAAAAAUCAAAAAUAUUCUCUCGAAUACAGAACAUAAAUUAUGGGCUCUAAAAAAAGUUUUGAACGAAGCUCUGACAAAAGAUGCUAGCUUUAGUCUAAACAUUUACAGAGACAGCUUCAACCAAACUCUUAUUCAUAUUGCCAUGGAAAUGAAAUUUGAUGCAGCUGUUGAUUAUUUUUUUUUAAAAUAUGAGGGAGAAAAUUGUACCAGUGAUUUCGGGCUAUCACUUUUUGAUAUUGCUUGCCAAACAGGUAACAUAAAAGUAAUUGAUAUGUUUUUAAAACGAAAGGUCAAUAUAAAUGGUUCAACGGAUCAACAACCAUAUCCACCUCUGCACUAUGCCGUACGAGCAAUGCAGACAGACACUGUAAAACAUCUUUUGGAACACAAAGCUGACCCUGAUAUACGUGAAUCGAGAAGAAAUUGGACAGUUUUGCACUGGAUAUGCGACGACACGUGUGAAACGAUAUUCGACCGAACAGAUAAAAAGUUGGCAAUGAUCAAGAUACUGGUCGAGAAAAAUUGCGACGUCAAAUGCAGAGACAAAUAUGGCAACAGUCCUGCGUUAUUAUUGGUCAAAGCUAUUGAUAGAAUAAGACAAACAACCAAGUAUCGUACUACUCCUCAAGAAUCAUUUCUCAAAAAAAUCAUAGAACUUCAAUUAAAAAGAUUGAAAUUUGUUUUACCUGCCAACCCGAGCGCGUUACACUACAUCAUUAAAAAUUAUCAUCAAACCCCUGAAGGAGCGAAGAUAAUAGAUUUCAUUUUGAAGCACGACCAAAACCUUAUAGAUCGUAACGAUAAAAACCAAGCACUACAGCUUGCUUUAGACUUCCGUUAUUUUGAUGUGUUCGAGGUACUAAUUAAACAUUCUGCAAGAAUACAGCUUAAUUUACUUUGGCAAAACCAUUUGAAUUGAAUGAAAAUUUAAAUCUCUUGUGCAUUUUACAACUUUUGAAGGAAAAAAAUAUAAAAUUGUCUGUCGAGACCUACUUGAAAUUGGUGCUAUAUUUAAUGGAACCUCAAAU